AUGGGAAAUAACUCAUCUUCAAAAAGAAAGUCAAUAGGAAUCAACAAUUACAUGGAACUGUUCUCCACAAAAGAUUCCUCACAACCCAUGGAUGAACGAAUGCAGUUGGGAAACUAUAUAAUGCGAGAGUUAUGGAAUGGAAGCUUCUCUUCACCGAUUAAGGAUCUAUUGACCAACGGUGGUGCCAAAGUUCUAGAUGUCGGAUGCGGAACUGGUACAUGGAUGUUUGAAGUCGCUGCCGAUUAUCAGAAAUCCAGAUAUAUAGGUGUGGACAUGGUGCAGCUAUUCCCGACCGGUGCAAUUCCAUUUAACGUAAAGUUCAUAAAAGAAAAUCUCUUGGAUGGAUUACCGUUUGAGGAUGAGUCGUUUGACUUCGUGCAUGCACAAUAUCUUAUAUUUGAUAUUAAAGAAGUUGAGUGGGAAGAAUUUGUGUAUAAGGAGCUGAUUAGAGUGUUAAAACCUGGUGGGUGGUUGGAAAUCUCUGAUCCAGAAUUCAGAAUUUCCAAGGCGGGAAAAACUACCCAAAAAUUUCUGAAGACUGAACUGAUGACCCGUAAUCCAGAACUCAAAUUGGUGCAGCAUCAAGUACGUGAAUACCCUCUGAAUAGAUGGGACGGAAGACUUGGCGAAAUUGGAAGAUCAUUUAUGAUGGAAACAUGUCGGAAUUUGAUGUAUAAUAUUUACGCAGAUAUGAAAAUCAAAAAAAGAAAAGUUGAUGAAACGGUGGAGGCGAUGGUGGAAGAAUGGAAAGUCGUUCUCAUGGAAAAUCAAAUUGUCUCACCGCAAAUUGACGAAAAAUCAAGAUCCAACGAGAAUUCGAAAUGUAUCAUAAUAGAAAAAAGGAGUCCACCUGCGUCAUCGCAAAAAAAUAGCCGUGAAAUAUUGCAAAAUCCUUGUUCGACGUUUUUCGUCAUUUCGUCAAGGGAAAAAGGAUUAUCGGCUGAUCACGAGGAAGACGAUCCCAGGAAUUGGUCAACCAAGAAAAAGAACUUCAUACUUUUCAUAAUUGCCACCGCGGGCAUACUCGCUCCCAUAUCGAGCACGAUAUUCUUCCCGGCAAUUACCGUGGUUCGUAACGAUCUGCGUACAACUGAAGUUCUCGCUAACGGACUAGUCGCCAUAUUUAUCCUGUUCACCGGAAUUGCGCCACUCGCCUGGGCUUCGUAUUCGGACACUCGCGCUACGAGGCGUAAAGUUUACUUGGCUUCUAUCAUGCUAUUUCUAGUUGCUAGUAUUAUAUGUGCUUUUGCGAAUAAUAUUUGGAUGCUGAUGGUAAUGCGUGCUUUUCAGGCAUGCGGUUCUUCGGCCGUUCAAAGUAUUGGUGCCGGAAGCAUAAGCGAUGUGUUUAACCCUCAUGGUGAAUUAAUUGUUCACGAGCAUGGUCGCGCCUACGGAAUAUUCUAUGUCGGACCCUUGAUUGGUCCCCUAAUCGGACCGAUCAUCGGGGGUUUCCUGACCGACUACCUCGGGUGGCGUUGGAUAUUUUGGUUCCUGACAAUAUUUGGCGGAAUUCUGUUUCUGUUCAUCUUCUUCGCUCUCCCGGAAACUUUUCGUGACCGAUCGGCAUCAUCGCUUCGAAGGCGUUUCAAUCCGUUCCUCCCGCUUUCUUUACUCCGCUAUCCCAAUGUCAUGUUAUCCCUGGUCUACGUAAGUUCGAUAUUCGCGAUUGUCUACACUCAAAAUACUUUAUUGUCAAGGAAUUUUACGCAAUUGUACAAUCUCAAAACAUCCGACGUCGGACUGGUGUUCCUGGGUCCAGGUACGGGAUACAUGAUUGGAAGUGUGAUAGGAGGAAGGUAUUCGGAUUUCAUGCUUAAAAGAGCUGGUGAACGUAACGACGGAAUCGGUCAUCCUGAAAUGCGAUUAAGCAGUACUUGGGUUGCGAUGGUAUUGAUUCCGGUAUCUUACAUUGCUUACGGAUGGGUGGUCGCUUAUAGGCUUAAUAUUGCCUUGCCCCUGAUCGCAAUGUUUCUUGGUGAGUUGUUACAGAAUAGGGGAUUCGGUUGCCUAACCGUAUUCAAUUCAGUCUCGACAUACCUGGUUGAUGCGUUUCCCGGUCGCAGUGCCUCGGCCAUCGCCUUGAACAACUUUGUGAGAUCGGUUGCCGCAGCGGGCAUGUCAGCAGCCGCCGCACCUUUGCAAAAUGCUCUCGGUGUUGGGUGGCUGUACACUAUGAUGGUGGGGCUUACCAUCUUGGGAAGUGGAUGUUUGGUGUUGGUAUUCGUUAAGGGGAAGAGAUGGAGAGAGGAACUGGAAAGUAGGGAUACAUGA
Acaulospora colombiana is the source of this 2271-nucleotide messenger RNA. NCBI's taxonomy places the organism in Eukaryota, Fungi, Glomeromycota, Glomeromycetes, Diversisporales, Acaulosporaceae. The record is from the annotation of a GenBank genome assembly.